Molecule: messenger RNA, 576 nt
Organism: Geodia barretti
Lineage: Eukaryota; Metazoa; Porifera; Demospongiae; Tetractinellida; Geodiidae
Source: the annotation of a GenBank genome assembly
AUCUUCAUUCUCCUUCUCUCCCUCCUCAUUCUCAUCUUCCCUCUCCUUCUCUCCCUCCCCUAUCUUCCUUCUCCACCAACUCAUCUUCCAAUUCCUUCUUCUCACGUUCCAUCCUCUUCUAAUCUACCUCUUCCCUCCCCUCAUCUUCCUGCUCAUCUUCCUGCUAAUGACGAUGAUGAUGAUAGAGAGUGGAGGCCACUGGAAAUAUCAGGAAGUCACUCUACCAGCCAUUCUACUCCAUCUUCACCACUCAACCAGUCACUGAAAUGGGUGGUUGAGAAGCACCGACUCAGCUCCAGUGGAAAUGGUUUAUUUGGUGAGAACGACUCAUUUCUGGUCCCACUGUCACCACACAGUGACUUCAGUGGUAAGCCAACCACCACCUACCAUUUUAGGGCAAAAAAGGCUUCCCCAGCUUUUGUUAAAACCCUUUGGGACGCCAUAUGUAUCUCCUUAAAAGCAGAAAUUGAUGUAUAACAUAUAAACGCCUAGUAUUAUAUUAUAUAGCCAUAUUACUGAGGUUUGUACGAAAUUUGUUUCCCAGAAAACUCUGAUUACAUAGUGUCUGUAUUGUGC